AUGUCAUCUAGAUCCAAGGAAGACAGUAACUCAGGGCUGCAGCAGGCUGGAGAUAGAGGUGGUAGGGAUGAGGCAAAAGGUGAAAACUGGGCCUUGUACAGACCACAGUCCAAAGGAAGCAGGAAAGCAACUGUCAACCCUCUGGUUCAGAAGUUGGGAAAGCACUGCAGACUGAUGAUGCCAGUAGCAGUCAUUAAAUUUUUCAUUGGCCUGGUUGGAAAUGGAGUCCUUGUGGUCUGGAAUUUCAAAGAAUGGAUCGGAAAAGUCAAGGGAUUCUCAUAUAACCUCAUUGUCCGUCUGGCUGGCUGCUGGUUUCUCUUGCAGUGGAUCAUGAUGCUGGACAUCAUCCUGCUUCCAUUUUUUCAGAACAACCAUUGGCUUCGCUAUCUCAGUAUCUUUUGGGUGCUGGUUAGUCAAUGUAGCUUAUGGUUUGCUACUUUCCUCAGUGUCUUCUACUGUAAGAAGAUCACGAACUUCACUCACCCUGCCUAUUUGUGGCUGAAGCACAGGAUCAAAAUCUUUACUGUCUGGUGUCUUCUGGGAUAAUUUCUCAUCUAAUUAUAGUCAACACUGGUUUAAAUCCCUCCAGUUUUGCCCCUGGAAACAACAGCAUUCUUUUCAAGCUGGCACGCUCGUUUAGUAUUUCAGCUCACUGCAGUAAGUUGGUUUCUUUUCAUGGUGUUUCUUGCUUCUUCUGGGGCAUUGACUGUGUCUUUGUAUAGACACCACAAGAAGAUGAAUGUCCAUAAAGCUGGCAGGAGAGAUGCUCAAGCACAGGCUCACAUUACUGCCCCGAGGUCCUUGGGCUGCUUCCUUACACUGCACUGACUUGUGACUACCCACUUUGCCCUCACUUCCCAAUAUUCUGCUGAUCUUACCAGGGCACUAAUGUGUGAAACACCUGCCUACCCAUCUCUUCAUUCUAUCAUAUUGAUUAUGGGGAUUCCUAGGGUGAAGCAGAUUUUUCAGAGAAUUCUGUUGAAGACAUUGUGUGUUUGGAGAUCCUGGGGCCCAUGA
This is a messenger RNA of Cavia porcellus (domestic guinea pig), 1017 nucleotides long. RefSeq names its product taste 2 receptor member 5 (gene Tas2r5). Gene Ontology annotation, cellular component: membrane. Lineage: Eukaryota; Metazoa; Chordata; Mammalia; Rodentia; Caviidae. The record is from RefSeq and is a predicted model, not a curated record. Gene Ontology annotation, biological process: detection of chemical stimulus involved in sensory perception of bitter taste; G protein-coupled receptor signaling pathway; sensory perception of taste. Gene Ontology annotation, molecular function: bitter taste receptor activity; G protein-coupled receptor activity.